CAACAACAGCUGAACGAGGACAGUGAAAGUCAAGGCACAAGCUGACUACACAGAAGCAAUCAAGUAAGUUAAGAGGGGCAUUAGAGCUGAUGAGCAGAAAUAUGUGGAAGAACUAGAAACGGCAGAGGAAAAAGCUGAAUAAGAAGGAAAUAUAAGACAACUAUAUGACACGACGAAGAAACUGGUAAGGAAAUAUGGUAGACCAGUCAAGGAUAGAGAGGACAAGCCAAUCACUGAAAUUCAAGAACAGAUGGGUGGAACACUUCGAGGAACUUUUGAAUAGACCAACUCCAUUGAAUCCACCAAACAUUAAAGCAGCGCCUACAGACCUUCCUAUAGAUGUCACUCCACCAACGAUCGAAGAAAUUAGAAUGGUCAUCAGACAAAUCAAGAAUGGAAAAGCAGCUGGAUCUGAAAAUAUACCAGCUGAAGCACUAAAGUCAGACAUAGAGGUAACUGCAAUGAUGCUCUACAUUCUAAUCAGAAAGAUAUGGGGGGAAGAACAAGUGCUGACGGAUUGGAAAGAAAGACAUCUCACCAAGAUGCCAACGAAAGGAGAUUUGAGCGAAUGUGAGAACUACAUAGGCAUCACACUACUGUCAGUACCAGGAAAAGUAUUCAACAGAGUAUUGCUGAACCGGAUGAACGACACAUCACGCGCUCAACUUCGAGAUCAACAAGAUGGAUUCCGUAAGGAACGGUUGUGAGCAGACCGAAUCGUAACACUACGGUUCAUCGUUGAACAAUCAAUUGAAUGGAACUCGUCACCAUACAUCACUAUACAGCAUUUGACAGUGUGAAUAGGAGAACAUUAUGGAAA
Messenger RNA from Schistosoma guineensis, 820 nucleotides. The record is from the annotation of a GenBank genome assembly. NCBI's taxonomy places the organism in Eukaryota, Metazoa, Platyhelminthes, Trematoda, Strigeidida, Schistosomatidae.